AUGGCUUCUGGACCUCCCGCUCUUCUCCUUUUUGGAACCUCCGACUUCUACCCCAGAUCUUGCCCACGUCUCAAUGGUGAGCUCAACACGCUGGAAGCUGUGCCAAGACUAACAUAUAUGCAGGCUAAUCUCCCUAACUUGCGUCGUCUCUUUGUUGAGGCCAGGACAGAGGCCGAGGAGAACGAGUACUCGCGUACAGCUUUCUAUAAUCUCGUUCUCUUUAUCUCUUCUGUCGCUGUCUUCAGUCUAGUGGCACAGCGCAUGAGUGGACCAAAAACCGGGCGUUGA
Penicillium nucicola is the source of this 288-nucleotide messenger RNA. RefSeq names its product DUF5310 domain-containing protein. NCBI's taxonomy places the organism in Eukaryota, Fungi, Ascomycota, Eurotiomycetes, Eurotiales, Aspergillaceae. Bases 1 to 288 code for a protein of 95 amino acids. The transcript has 2 exons. The record is from RefSeq and is a predicted model, not a curated record. Gene Ontology annotation, biological process: outer mitochondrial membrane organization.